UACGGACUGGAACUGGGCUCCUACUACAACACUUCUCUAGGAAGAAGCUGACCGCGCUCCUACACCUUCAUUUUCCCGCAAUUACAUUAUGGAAGAUGUUGACCUGUUAGGACUGAACGCAUUUGAAGAACAAGUCCAAAAACUAGGAGAUGUGAACAGUCGAGGGGAGACAGCAACUCGCUUGAACUACGCAUCAGUGAUGAAUAAAUGGAAGCGGUUCUGCAAGUAUCGAGAAUAUUCCGAAUCCCCAGAGGAACGGAUGAAGAUGGCAACAAGCAUCGACGUCAUUGUUUUCUUGGUGUACAUUAUAGAGACCGGUCGGAUCGGGACGCCCGUAUCAUUGAAAAACUAUUACACUCGGUUCAGUGCGAUUCGACAUCAGAAGUUCUCGGACGCAGUUCCGUGGACUAAGACGCAACGAAAGUCCAUAACCACUUACAUCUUCGAUAUAUUCGCGCAAAAGUACAGGUUAAGCAACCUUCGCGAGCCUGCUUCAGUGAUUGACUUCAAGGAUCUGUGUACGAUCUUGGAAACGCACUGGGAGCGGUUGGACUUGUUCUUCAAGAACGGCUGUAUGCGUCUACAGUUCGCUUUAGCGAUCUUGAUCCACGCUUAUACUGCGACUCGGCCAGGCGCUAUCCUGUACGGCCUACCUCAUGUGCCAGAUGAAGAACCGGAGCCGUAGUACACGGAAUUCAACCUUACCGAACUAAGCAAGCUACGCUGCCUAUGCUACAAGCACAUCACGAUCAAGCUGGUAAAGUAUGAGGAUCCUACCAUGAGGGAUCUGUUCUAUGUCGACAUCGAUCUUAAAUGGACUAAAGGAAUCAAGCGGC
This is a messenger RNA of Eremomyces bilateralis CBS 781.70, 836 nucleotides long. RefSeq lists its product as uncharacterized. The record is from RefSeq and is a predicted model, not a curated record. Lineage: Eukaryota; Fungi; Ascomycota; Dothideomycetes; Eremomycetales; Eremomycetaceae. The transcript has 3 exons. The coding region runs from base 89 to 685 and encodes 198 amino acids.